AUGGACUACCUCGUGGGGAUUGUACUGCUGGUGUGCGGGGUGUCUCCGUCGGCCAGCCUGGGUCCCCCGGAGACCAAGCGCAACGUCCCGCGGCUCAAGCUCUCCUACAAGGAGAUGUUGGACUCGAACAAUCUGAUCACCUUCAACGGCCUGGCUAACAGCUCCAGCUACCACACCUUCCUGCUGGACGAGGAGAAGGGCAGGCUGCUGGUGGGGGCCAAGGACCACAUUUUCUCCUUUAACCUGGUCAACAUUCACAAGGACUACCUGAAGAUCGCAUGGCCUGCUACCCCCUCAAGGAGAGACGAGUGCAAGUGGGCGGGGAAAGACAUCUUGAAAGAGUGUUCUAAUUUCAUCAAAGUGCUUCAGCCGUUCAACCAAACCCACCUGUAUGCUUGCGGGACCGGGGCCUUUCACCCGAUCUGUGCCUACCUGGAGGUGGGGAAGCGACCUGAGGACAACAUCUUCAGGCUGGAGACGUCGCACUUCGAGAACGGCCGUGGGAAGAGUCCGUACGACCCGAAGCUGCUGACCGCCUCUCUCCUAAUUGAUGGGGAGCUGUACUCCGGGACAUCAGCCGACUUCAUGGGAAGGGACUUCGCUAUUUUCCGCACGUUGGGACAACAUCAUCCAAUCAGGACGGAGCAGCAUGACUCGAGGUGGUUAAAUGACCCCAGGUUUGUGAGCGUUCACCUGAUACCUGAGAGUGACAACCCCGAGGACGACAAGAUCUACCUGUUCUUCCGGGAGAACGCCAUGGACGGAGAGCACACGGGGAAGGCCACGCACGCUCGGAUUGGACAGCUCUGUAAGAAUGACUUUGGGGGCCACAGGAGUCUGGUGAAUAAGUGGACGACCUUCCUCAAAGCAAGGCUGAUCUGCUCGGUGCCGGGGGCCAACGGCAUCGACACCCACUUCGACGAGCUGCAGGACAUCUUUCUCAUGAGCUCCAAGGAUCCCAAAAAUCCGGUCAUAUACGGUGUCUUUACAACAUCCAGUAACAUCUUCAAGGGCUCGGCGGUGUGCAUGUACAGCAUGUCGGAUGUGAGGAGGGUGUUCCUGGGCCCCUACGCCCACCGGGACGGGCCCAGCUACCAGUGGGUGCCCUUCCAGGGGAGAGUUCCCUACCCUCGGCCGGGGACGUGCCCAAGCAAAACCUUCGGCGGGUUUGACUCGACGAAGGAUCUGCCAGAUGACGUCAUCACCUUUGCAAGAGGCCACCCUGCCAUGUUCAACCCCGUCCACCCCAUCAACAACCGGCCAAUCAUCGUCAAGACUGACGUGGACUACCAGUUCACCCAGAUAGUGGUGGACAGGGUGGAGGCAGAGGACGGGCAGUAUGACGUCAUGUUCAUCGGAACAGAUGUCGGGACUGUUCUGAAGGUGGUGUCCAUUCCCAGAGAGUCCUGGCAUGACCUGGAGGAAGUGCUUCUGGAGGAGAUGACUGUGUUCAGGGAGCCCACUCCCAUCACUGCCAUGGACCUUUCAACAAAGCAGCAACAGCUCUACCUCGGCUCGGCCAUCGGGGUCUCCCAGAUGUCCUUGCACCGGUGUGAGGUGUACGGCAAGGCGUGCGCCGAGUGCUGCCUCGCCCGCGACCCCUACUGCGCCUGGGACGGCGCCGAGUGCUCCCGCUACUUCCCCACCGCCAAGAGGCGGACCAGACGCCAGGACAUCAGAAACGGAGAUCCUCUGACUCAGUGCUCAGAUCUGCAGCAUCACGAUGACAUGAACGGCCAGGGCACUGCGGAAUCCAAGGUCAUCUACGGAGUGGAAAACAGCAGCACGUUCCUGGAAUGCAGUCCUAAGUCCCAGCGCGCUCUCAUAUACUGGCAGUUCCAGAAGCACAACGAGGAUCGCAAACAAGAGGUAAAGUCGGAGGACAGGCUGAUCCGGACGGAGCAGGGCCUGCUGAUCCGUACCCUGCACAGGAGGGACUCGGGGACGUACCACUGCCACGCGGUGGAGCACGGCUUCAUCCAGACCCUGCUGCGGGUCACCUUGGAGGUCAUCGACGCCGAGCACCUGGAGGAGCUGCUGCACCGGGCCGAGGAGGCCGGGGGCGAGGGCGGCGGCUCCCGGGCCCGGGACACGCCCGGCCAGAAGCUGUGGUACAGGGACUUCAUGUCCCUCAUCAACCACCCCAACCUGAACAGCAUGGACGAGCUGUGCGAGCAGGUUUGGAAGCGGGAGCGCAAGGCGCGGCGGCAGAAGGCGCACAACGCCCCCGUGCACGCCGGCAAGUGGAGGCACCCGCCGGACGGAAAGAAGGGCAGGAACAGGAGGACCCACGAGCUGGAGCGCGCCCCGAGGAGCGUCUGACAGGGGGAGGGACCCCCCCCCGUCCCACCUCCACACGGAGGCCCUCAGCAGAAACUCAACUGGAAACGAACGUGGCCCGCUCCUCCAAGCCGCCGCGUCGGCGAUGUUUACAAUGGCGGAAAAAGACAAGCUCACACUUGACUCCCUUCUGAGUAACCUCCCGUCGAGGACAGAUGGAAGCCGAUACUGAACAAGACUGUGUAAAUAGUCAACAGCGGAGGACUGUGUUUGACACUUUUGAGUUGUAGGUUAGUUUCGUUCAUCGUUCGGGCGUUUUAACUGAUCACGUUUUUUCAAGGUAGGUGUACGAACUUAAACACGCUGUCACCUUCGACACAAACAAUGCCACGUUACUGCAGUAUAUCGACAGCUCAGCACGAUGGACCUCUGCUUAGUGGGGAAGUAAGUCACGUGAUUGCGUGUGUAUCCUGUACAGGACCCCGAUUGAGUAUCACUGUGGAACUCCAUUCGGUUGAGUGUUGAGCCGUCCAGUUUUAAAUGUUUUCACACCUUCUUCCUUGCCAUUCAGGUAGAGUCCUGAUUCUAACCUUUGUAUAUAGAACAUUACCGAGCCAGUCCUGUACUGCACAGAUUAAUAAACCAACACACCCAGAUCAGUACUAGUCAUCAUUAUUUAUGAUAAGAAAGUGUGACAGUCUUCAGACACAGUGCUCCUCAGUUACCUGCUAAUCACAGCUGACCCCUCUAUCUCUGCCAAGAUCCGGGAGAAGCAAUAGACUGGCAAACCGUGCAGUGCGAUAAGUGGUUAUCUGUGUUAAUCGGAAUAAGCUCUUCCAAGCCAGAUGUCUAUUUAAACAUGUUUCAAAAGGAUUUUUUUUUUUAUUUUUACAUCAACAGAGUUUUAUCUGAAGUGUCUCAUAACAGUGUCAUUUGUAUUUCAUUGUACGUCCCCUUGCUUUACCACACAACUGCUGCAUCCCUCAAGGGUUAAAUCCAAGUCCAGCAUUCUUCCACAUUCGCCGUUAUUUUCAGACGUUGUAUCCUUUCUGAGGGUAAAUCUGCCAUAUAUUCAAAUGAAUGACUUAUUCCAAUCACAUGUAUAUUAGUAACCUGUCUUUGAAAAGUAAGCUGUUAUUGGUGUAUGUAUAUACAGUAUCUAUCAAGCCAAGCACCACUGUAAUUUAUUCCUCAGUUUUGUGGAAAGGCUCAUUAAAAAACACAUUAAUAUUGUACCUCUUCUAACAGUAACAAUAGAAGAUAACACAUAUUUCAUACUGUACCUAUCAGUGAUAUGGCCCAAUACAUUCAAGAGUUUUUUUCACUGUCACACAAACAUGGUGGCUAUUUAACUGUAGUCUCAUUUUACAUUUAGAAUUCCUACCAUUUAUUGUGCAAGGCACAAUUAGUUUGGCAAGUGUCCUACAACAAAUUGAAAAGCAAAAGGUUCGCAUCAACAAACCAGCACUGGAUCCACUCCCACCAUUCUGAUAGGUCAGCAAAAUGUAGCUUUAACUCCAUCCCAAAUUAACAGCCAAUCGGAAGCUGUUCUGUUCAUCAUUGUCAUGCACAUGUUUGAAAGCAUUGGCCAGACUUUCUCCUUAAUGAAGCAACAGCUUGCACGCCUUGAUAUUGUAAUCUAAUGUUGGUAAUGUAAAAAGACGGAUGCUUUUUACUACAGCUUGUGCAGAACACACUCUGUAACUUUAACAAAGUGAAGUGGAUGAUAGGAAAUCUGGGGAACGUUUCUGAUGUCCUACAGCUUCCCAUUCCUCUGUUAUUAUCCUGAGUGCAUGCACAGAGACAGCAUUAGUGGGAAAGACCUAAUGGAGGGUCACAGCCAUCUGAGAUGACACUGGGCAUGGGCUGAAAUCUCCAUCGUGCUUAACAUGGAAUAUAAUGAAAACAGAGAAAAUUGGAUCCCGUGCUAAUGUGUUGGUGCUUGUGAAUGUUUCCUGUAAUUGCUGUGUAUGGAAAAGAAAGUAACGCUUCUGUAACACCAGCACCCGAAUUUGGGGGCUUACUGUGUUUGACAGCUGCUAAGUACAUGAUGCACCAUGUGACAGUUAGUAAACUUUAAAAUACAGAGUGCAUGAGGCUUCUUAGGCCAGAACAAUUUAGAGGUCUGUCAGGGUAUUAGCACCACCAUCAGCAUUAAUUCUGUUGAGUCAUUCCCAAUAUGCAAAAGUGAGUAUUUCCUAGAUUGCUAUUGUUUCAAAGUAACAUACACCCUUAAAAGUAGCUGUGAAUCAUGGGAAAAAAAAUAAGGAUGGUCCAGUGAAAAAAAGACACUGUACAAAUUGCAUGUGGACGCCAUUUUAGUGCAUCAGUUUGUUCUAUAUCAUUUAGUAUCUAUUAAUGUUGUGUGUAAAAAUAACUAAAUAUGCCCAUGCGUAGCACACAUUAACCCAUUUCAGAGGUGUAUAUAUUUUUCCCUUUGGUAAAUCAAAGGUACAGUGUAAAGUACUACCAUUCAUAGGUACUCUAUUCCAAUGUGUUGUAUAUCACAUUUUUGACUGACAAUAUCCAAAAUCCCAUCAUGUUUUCCCCAGGGUGAACAAAGAAUACUUGUUUGACUUUAAAAUGCAACUCCAGUACAGUAUCCAUCAGAUAGCAUGGUUGUGUUUUCCAGAGAGCAGGGAGGUGUU
This is a messenger RNA of Megalops cyprinoides (Indo-Pacific tarpon), 4928 nucleotides long. Its product is annotated as semaphorin-3A-like. Gene Ontology annotation, molecular function: chemorepellent activity; neuropilin binding; semaphorin receptor binding. The record is from RefSeq and is a predicted model, not a curated record. Bases 1 to 2322 code for a protein of 773 amino acids. Gene Ontology annotation, biological process: positive regulation of neuron migration; motor neuron axon guidance; neural crest cell migration. NCBI's taxonomy places the organism in Eukaryota, Metazoa, Chordata, Actinopteri, Elopiformes, Megalopidae. The transcript is spliced from 17 exons.